CUACGGUCCCUUUAAGAAACAGGUGCGUCGACAGGUAGCCCUCCUCGGACUAAAGAGGAAGCAGAUUCAAGCCAAACAAGACAGUUACGAAGUUUGAACAAACCCCGUACUUAAAAACAUGAAGGCUGGGAAAGGAGUAUUUGGUCGCCCGGACUGAAGAGAUGAACCCGCUGCUCCUCGUCUCUCUGACAGUCCUGGUGCGGUUCAGUCUGUCCCAGGAGCCGGUCUCCAUCGAGUUCCAGACCGACCCGGUUCUGGUCCAAACCGGAACGGACAUCCUCUUCACCAUCAUCAACCUCCCCGACGUGGUGCUGGUGACUUGGGACUCCCCAGGGGGCAGCACCUCUCUGGCUAUUUGGUCCGGAGGGUCUGGGACGGUCAACCCGCCCCCCCAGUACUUGGGCCGGGUCUCCGUCACCCGCAACCAGCUCCGUAUCAGCAACGCACAGCUGACCGACGCCGGAAGCUACAGAGUCCAGGUCAACCCCAGCGUCGGCACAGGCCUCGCCUCUAACUCGAAAUCCGUCCAGCUCCAGGUGUUCGUGGCGGUGUCCGGGGUGACUCUGUCGGUGCCCCCGGUGGCGGUGGAGGGUAGUAACAUCUCCCUCACCUGCUCCUUCGCCACGGGGACGCAGGUGAGCGUGGCCUGGGGGUUCCAGGGCGCGGCCCUCACCGCCGGCCCCCGCAUCAGCAUCUCGGGGGGCUCGCUGGUCAUCGACCCGGGUCGCCGCGGCGACGCCGGGGAGUACUCGUGCACCGUUAGCAACGCCGUCAGCGCCCGCAGCGCCAAGCGGACCCUCACCGUCUACUUUGGCCCGGACACUCCGGUGCUGACCAAGGACCUCCCGGUGGACUGUGUGGGCGGAGGUGACACCGUGCUGGGGCAGACCGUCACCCUCACCUGCGUGUCAGUCUCCCUCCCCCCCGCCCUGUUCUCGUGGCAACAAAACGGGCGACCCGUGGCCACCGUCCAACCAGACAGCGGCGUGCUGGGCGUGCAGGCGGUCUCGGCCAAUCAGAGCGGCCGCUACACCUGCCUGGCCCGGAACGCCAUCACGGGGGGCGCGUCGGAGCAGUCGACCGAGGUGGAGGUCGUGCAGACGUGUUUGAGUGGAGGGGAGGUUGCGGGCAUUGUGAUUGGCUCCCUGGCCGCGCUGCUCCUGAUCAUCCUUCUCAUUCUUCUUCUGGUGCGCUGGAGGCGGCGUGAGACGACCACUCGCUUGCGCACGCACACACCUGUUCCUCCAGUUCCUCUGGGAAACGGGCUGGUGGUCCAGGGAUCGGACCCCCCUCUCCACCAGCCCAACCAACGCUACACCCUCCCCCAGCAAUACAACCACCGAGCCCCCAACAACACCUUCCUCCCCCGGGACGGGGACCCGGACCUCCCGCCUCCGUACCGUCGUCACCACGGCAACGCCCGGCUCCUACCAGCCGCUUUCCCCGACGACGGCAUCGACAACCCGGGCUUCUCUCCCGCCGCCGCCGCGGACACGCUGUCGCGCACAGCGCCUCAGAACUCCAACAUCCUGAUCCAAGGGGCGGCGCCGGACGGCUCCCGGCCCCCGACCGUCCAGGUCAACCUCGGGCCCCAGCCGGGGGGCGCCACGGGAACGCUGCCCGCCAUGCACUUUAACCUUAACUCCUUCCCCGCCGGCGCUCAGCCCCCCGCCGGCGCCGAGACCGGCCACACCCCACCGGGUGGCGCUCAGCGUUCCGACGACGCACGGCGUUCCGGGGACGAUCGGCGUUCCGGUGACGAUCGGCGUUCCGGUGACGAUCGGCGUUCCGGUGACGAUCGGCGUUCCGGUGACGAUCGGCGUUCCGGCGACGAUCGGCGAUCCGGCGACGAUCGGCAUUCCGGCGACGAUCGGCGUUCCGGGGACGGUCGACGUUCCGGGGACGGUCGAAGUUCCGACGACGCACAGCGUUCCGGGGACGAUCCCAGAAGGCAACGCUCCGACCCUGCGAGGCGAGUGUUGGAGGACCCCGGCGGACGGUCGCUGGUCCCUACUGGAUACUCCCACAGGAGCGGUCCCAGGGCCGACACACACCCGUUCCAACGACACACUGACCCUCUCAGCAACUCGCACCCCUCCCAUCGAAGCAGCGACGCCCACGCCGACCGGCGAGAGCGAGGGUCUGGUGACGGGGGCCGGACCAACAGCCGCUCACAAGGCCUCGCCCCCUGGGACCUCCUGCGGGGGACGCCGGCGUACCCCAACGGCGCCAGGUCGGAGGGCUCGGACUACACUACCCAGAAUCCCCCGCCAGCCCCGACCAGGGCUCCCGAACCGGGCAGGGUCGACCGUGAGGGCCGGGGCAGACAGGAAGUGACGUCAGACACCAGGCGGGCGCGGUCCCGCCCCGCCGCUUCCCCGUCACACCACUCGCAGGAGGCCCCUCGUGCACAGAGGGAGCGCACACACGACUACAGUCCCCAACGGGUCGCCAGGGAGACCGCCACCGAGCCAAGAGGUCACGUGACUCAGCAGCAACCGAUGACGACACGGAGCCUGGACGCAAGAGCCAUGGCUGACCCCAACCACCUCCUCCAGCCCCUCCCCCAGACCCAACCCCCCCAGCCCCGC
Molecule: messenger RNA, 2591 nt
Organism: Gadus morhua (Atlantic cod)
Lineage: Eukaryota; Metazoa; Chordata; Actinopteri; Gadiformes; Gadidae
Exons: 7
Source: RefSeq, a predicted model, not a curated record